UUUUCAAGACCCAAAACUAAAACGGCGAAGGCUAAUAGAUAAGCAGCGUGAGCAGCGAAAGCUAGCUAGGGUUUCUUUCCUUACAGAAUGAUUUACGACGUCAAUUCUCCACUCUUCCGCUCAUUCCUCAGCCAGAAGGGCGGCUCCUCCGACAAAAGGAAAAUGGAGGAGCAGAAGCCAAAGGAACAGAGACCCAAAGCAAGUGAGAACAAACCUGUUAUGACAGAGUAACUGAUGCUUUUUUUUAGUCUGCUUUAAGAUGGGACAGGUUGGUUGUUGUUUUAGAAUGGAAAUUACUGUUGAUGUUUCUAAUUUCUAUAUUAUAACAGUUUUUCUUGUUUGAUUUGGAAUGAACAUGUUCUUAUCUGGCAUUCAAGCUUCUAUUUUCCUGAUGUUAUUUUAGUUCGUGCUGGAAUAUUCAUAGAUUUUUCUCUUUGCUGGGGGCAUGAUGACAUUGUUGGCAGUUUGGUCCCCUAUUGCUUCAUUGUAAUUUAUGGAGCCAUUAUGAGUUUUAUGACCAUGUUGGGCCUUA
Gossypium raimondii (Peruvian cotton) is the source of this 532-nucleotide messenger RNA. Its product is annotated as wound-induced basic protein. NCBI's taxonomy places the organism in Eukaryota, Viridiplantae, Streptophyta, Magnoliopsida, Malvales, Malvaceae. The transcript has 2 exons. The record is from RefSeq and is a predicted model, not a curated record. The coding region runs from base 88 to 231 and encodes 47 amino acids.